CGUCUGACAAAUGCUGCCGCCUGGUGCCCUGAAUGGCUGAAUGCCUGAUUUUUGAUAAUCAAUAUGGCGUCAUUUCAUUUGUUGUCCAGUGCUCAUUGCUGCAACAAGUCGCGUGUGGUUGUAGUUUAACUUAGGCUAUAGAUCGUCGUUGUCCGGCGUUUCGCGUUUCAAAAAAAAAUUACAUUAUUGUGUGCGAUUUAUGUGAAUUUGACUUGUGAUCGAUACAAAAUAUUGGAGGAUGCCUAAACGAGGAAAAGAACCAAGACCAUCAAGUCGUCAUUCUGGUGGUCGUUUUUCACCACCACCACAACCACCACGGCAACCUAGAAAUGAUUAUCAAAUUGCAGGAUCUUCACGUUCAACGUGUGAUUCUAGUUCUGGAAGAAGAUCACCUCAUAUCAAAGAUAAUAUCAAAAAAUCUAAUGGAAUUGUACAUCCUGGAAAUACUCCCAGAAUACUUAUGAGAGUAGUUAAUAGUCCAAUCAUAUUAACUGAUGAUGAUGAUGAUGAUGACAAUGUAUAUAAGAAUUUAGAUACUUCUGUGAAUAUAUUUCGAGAAAAUGGAAAUAAAUUGAAACCUGACACAGGCGAAGGUGCAAGUAUUGUGAAACAUUUCGUACCUUCUGCUGAUAGGUACCACAUGUCUCAAAGUGCUCCUGAAAAACCUGUGUUUAGAGGACCAGAAACUGAUGUAUUGCAUGAUCUUGGAAAUGACAAAUUAAAAAUCAUUAGAGUUCAAAUGAUACGAGCUGACAUUCAGCAAAAUGAUUCAUUUCGUAAAGCUUAUGUAGUAGAAGAUUCAGUAGCUGGUAAUAGAUCAAAAGAUAAAAAUCAUCAAAAUUUUGAGGAACGGCAAGUUCAUUUUAAUCAAAAUAACCAACAGAUACAUUAUGAUAACGAUAAGAAUUAUGGAAUGGCUCAUCCUAUGAGUCCAUCCAGGUUAAUGUCUCGUGAUCAAAGCUUAUCUCCACGGGUUAAUAUGGUCCGUCCUCCGUCUCCUCCUUUGCCUUAUUCUCCUGAACGUGAUCAUUUCAAUUCUGACAACAAUAUGUUACGCAGAGAUAGACCAAAGCGCUCUCCAGAAAGAAAUGUUCAUGAUCGUCCACCAAGGCCUGAACAUUUUUUAGAACAACACAAGAUGGAAAACUUUUCUUCUGGUCCUCCUCCAGAACCUAGAUCACCUGAAAUGCAACGUUUUAGACCGGGUGAUCACAAUAGACAUCGUGUAAAGGAUGACCCAAUUCAUUAUGAUGAACGUCCCAGACAUAGUGGAUCUCCUGUAUAUUUUGAGAAUCAUUACCAGUUCAACAGAAGUAUGUCACCCAAUAACCGACCAUUUUCUCCUAAUCACGAACAACAAUUGCCAAUAACCCCACCAUCAUUACGUGAACUUUCUUCGCCUUUGAGAGAUCGUCCACCACACCCUAAUGAACGACCUCGAAGAAGACGCACACCACCUCCAAGACGAGAUCGUUCAAGAGAGAGACGCCGUCGUAUUUCGCCUAGAAGAAGAACACCACCACCACCAGUCCGUUCACCUAUAAAGCGUAGAGAGAAUGGUAAAAAACGAGGACCUAAUAAAAAUCAGGAAGCACGAAAACGAGAAGCCAAAGAAAGAAAAAGACGAUCUCAAUCCAAGCCAAAAUCUGCACCGCAACAAGAACAACAGCAACAACAAAAUCCAUUCCAGCAACCUCAACCACAGCCUAUGUAUCCACCACCACCACCACCUGGAGUAGUUCGAAUGCCACCUAGACCUUUCCCACCAGGACCCAUGAUGAUUCCACUGCGACCUCCUCCCUUCCCACCACCAAUGGGAGCAUGGAGGCCACCACGUCCAAUGCCAGCACCACCUUCUGGUUGGCCAUAUCCACGUACAAUUCAUAAAAACCUUGCGCAUUUUGAAACUUUACAUGCUUCAGAAUUUUCUCAUAACAUAGUAAAACGUGGAGUCAAUGAUAGUCCACAUCCAUUAAACAAAGUAAAAGAAGUAUCAUUCACCACAUUGGGAAGAGAUUUUCGAUUAAUAUUAACGCCGAAAAAAGGAUUGUUACAUCAUCAGUUUGAAGCCACAAGUAUAGAUGCUGAAGGAAAUGAAACUCCAGUCGCAGUUGAUCAUGACCAUUUUUAUGAUGGCCGGGUAUUUGGAGAGAAAAGUUCACAUGCUAGUGUACAUUUAGAUAAAGGUGUUAUGACAGCUAUAAUUGAUGUUCCUGGUGAAACUUAUCACAUUGAACCAUCUUGGAGACAUAUGGUCGACAAAGAUAACAAAACAAUGGUAACUUAUAAGGCAUCAGAUGUACGAUUAAGUUGGGAACAUUCAGACCUAAAUCAACAUAAGCCAUGUGCUUAUGUAAAAGAGGAUGCCGAGGUGGAAACUGUUGACGAUGACGAUGAUCACUUAAAUUCCAUUACACGUUCUAAACGUGAUGCCGAUUCUUAUGACUAUAUGAUAACACCGACGAGAACGCGUUGCCCAUUGCUUUUAGUUGCUGAUUAUAGAUUUUUCAGAGAAAUGGGUGGAGGUGAUACAAAAACAACUAUAAAUUAUUUAAUAAGUCUAAUUGAUCGUGUACACAAAAUUUAUAAUGAUACUCUAUGGCUGGAACGUCAAGAAUCUGAUGGAUUUCGCGGCAUGGGUUUUGUUAUUAAAAAAAUAACAGUACAUAGUGAUCCAACUAAAGUGCGAAGUUCAGAAGAUCAUUAUAACAUGGUUCGAGAAAAAUGGGAUGUUCGAUCUCUACUUGAGGAGUUUUCUAAAUCAAAAGAUGUAUCCAAGUAUUGUUUAGCGCAUCUGUUUACGCAUCAAACUUUCAGAUCAAAACGAUCUUCAGUAUUGGGUCUAGCAUAUAUAGCCUCACCUAGAAGUUAUGCAAUUGGCGGCAUAUGUAGUCCUGAGUAUUUUAAAAAUGGGUACACGUUAUACCUUAAUUCUGGCUUAAGUUCAAGCCGUAAUCAUUAUGGUCAACGAGUAAUUACACGAGAAGCUGAUUUAGUUACUGCUCAUGAAUUUGGUCACAAUUGGGGAUCUGAACAUGAUCCAGAUAUAACUGAAUGUAGUCCUACAGCUAGCCAGGGAGGAUCUUUUCUUAUGUAUACAUAUAGUGUCAGUGGAUACGAUAUUAAUAACAAAAGAUUCUCUCCAUGUAGUUUACGGUCUAUACGUAAAGUAUUACAAGCUAAAUCAGCGCGUUGUUUUUCUGAACCAGAGGAAUCAUUUUGUGGUAAUCUUAGAGUUGAAGGAAAUGAAGAAUGUGAUGCUGGUCUAUUAGGUACCGAAGAUAAUGAUUCAUGUUGUGACAAAAACUGUAAACUCAGAAGGGCUCAAGGUGCUCGAUGCAGUGAUAAAAACUCGCCAUGCUGUCAAAAUUGUCAAUUUAUGGCAUCUGGAGUGAAAUGCCGUGAAGGGCAAUUUGCCACUUGUGAGCAAGAAUCUCGCUGUACAGGUACUGGAGCUGAGUGUCCUAAAAGUCCACCUAUGCCUGAUGGUACUGGGUGCCUUGAAAGAGGUAAAUGUCGGUCUGGUAAAUGUAUACCUUUUUGUGAGACACAAGGAUUACAAAGUUGCAUGUGUGAUACUAUAUUACAAUCAUGCAAAAGAUGUUGUCGUAUAAAUUUAAACGAUACGUGUUAUCCAGUUGAUCCACCUGAUGUAUUGCCGGAUGGAACACCAUGCAUUCAAGGAUUUUGUAACAAAGGUGCGUGCGAGAAAACUAUUCAAGAUGUUGUUGAACGUUUUUGGGAUAUCAUUGAAGAAAUCAACAUUAACAAGAUGUUGAGAUUCUUAAAGGAUAACAUUGUAGGCACAGUGAUUUUGGUUACUGGUUUGAUAUGGGUACCAGCUUCUUGUAUCAUUAACUGGUUAGAUCAUAAACGUGCCAAAGAAGUACGCGAAAGAAGAAAAUGGGAAGAUCAGGAUGAUUUUGUACAAAUGUCCAAUGACGCAAGACCAAAAAAAAUAAUUUACAUAAAAGUGCCAACUAGUCAAAUGGAAAUUCUAAUGACGAAUAAAUAAGAUACUUAAAUCAACAUUAUAAUAUUGAAUACUCCAGGAUCUCUAUGAUUAAAAGCAAAAGAAUAGUUUGUUUUAA
This is a messenger RNA of Acyrthosiphon pisum (pea aphid), 4091 nucleotides long. RefSeq names its product ADAM 17-like protease Tace (gene Tace). Lineage: Eukaryota; Metazoa; Arthropoda; Insecta; Hemiptera; Aphididae. Gene Ontology annotation, molecular function: metalloendopeptidase activity. Gene Ontology annotation, cellular component: plasma membrane. The coding region runs from base 239 to 4015 and encodes 1258 amino acids. The record is from RefSeq and is a predicted model, not a curated record. Gene Ontology annotation, biological process: membrane protein ectodomain proteolysis; Notch signaling pathway. The transcript has 22 exons.